This is a messenger RNA of Eutrema salsugineum, 489 nucleotides long. Its product is annotated as transcription factor PRE4. Lineage: Eukaryota; Viridiplantae; Streptophyta; Magnoliopsida; Brassicales; Brassicaceae. The transcript has 2 exons. Gene Ontology annotation, biological process: regulation of growth; regulation of DNA-templated transcription. The record is from RefSeq and is a predicted model, not a curated record. Gene Ontology annotation, molecular function: protein dimerization activity. Bases 78 to 356 code for a protein of 92 amino acids.
ACAUAUCUAAACUUCAACAAGAUCAGUAAACCCUAAUUUUUAUAAAUCUCUAGCUAUAUACUCUACCAUAUUACAUAAUGUCUAGCCGAAAGUCACGGUCCAGACAAACCGGAGCUUCCAUGUUCACCGAAGACCAAAUCAACGAUCUUGUCCACCAGCUUCAUCGUCUUCUUCCCGAACUUGGUAACACCAGACGCUCCGGAAAGGUCUCAGCAUCAAAAGUAUUACAAGAGACAUGCAGUUACAUAAGGAACUUGAACAAAGAAGUGGAUGAUCUUAGUGAAAGAUUGUCUCAACUUUUGGAAUCAACUGAUUCAGCUCAAGCAGCACUCAUCCGAAGUUUGCUUAUGCAGUAGAAUUAGUGCAAUAAAGAGUUUUUUUUUAUAUUUAUUUUAUAAAUGUCUUCUCAGUUUUAAUUCCCAUUCUUAUUGUAUUGAUCAUUGAUUUUGGCGUUUGUGUUCUCUGUUAUGUAAUGUUUUCAUUUAUUUA